This is a messenger RNA of Athalia rosae (coleseed sawfly), 2012 nucleotides long. RefSeq names its product ras-related protein Rab-18-B. The record is from RefSeq and is a predicted model, not a curated record. Gene Ontology annotation, molecular function: GTPase activity; GTP binding. The coding region runs from base 280 to 945 and encodes 221 amino acids. The transcript has 5 exons. NCBI's taxonomy places the organism in Eukaryota, Metazoa, Arthropoda, Insecta, Hymenoptera, Athaliidae.
UCGCGGUAUGGGAAUUCAUGUCGUCAGAUACGCUAUUUGAGACGCAAUUGUGUAUUUUUUUAACAUGGACAAUACAUCAUUUCAUCUGAUUCAUGCUGUCAAUGUCACAUAGUUAUUUAGAGGAUGUUAUAAAUGUGAUGAUAACACGUACUGCGCGGUCCAUCGGACAGUUGUUGAUUUUGUAAAGUUGUUUAAGUUUAGGGUGAUUUCUAUCCACUGCGAUCCGUGUUUAAGCUGCGAAUAACUGCGAACUGUUGUCAGAAAGGUGGCUGCCAAAAAAUGGACCAAGAAGUCUUGACAACGCUGAAGCUUCUUAUGAUAGGCGAAACUAAUGUAGGAAAGUCUAGUAUAUUGCUACGAUUUACCGAAGAUGAAUUCAAUGAAAAUAUGCAGAGUACUGUCGGGAUGGACUAUAAGACCAAGCAGCUCACCAUUGACGGCAAUACAGUAAAGUUAGCAAUUUGGGACACUGCAGGUCAGGAACGUUUUCGGACGUUAACACCUAGCUACUAUAGAGAUGGACAAGGGGCAAUUUUAAUGUUUGAUGUAACGGAUCGACAUACGUUUACAAAACUUGAAACUUGGCUCAAUGAGCUGAAUACUUACUGCAACAAAAUGGAUAUUGUGAAAAUGGUUGUGGGAAACAAAAUUGAUCUACCAGACCGAGAAGUGAGCAUGGAAGAAGGACUAGAAUUUGCACGCCGACAUCAAACCCUGUACAUUGAAAGCAGUGCAAAAACUUCCGAUGGAGUCAAAUGCUGUUUUGAAGAACUUGUUCAAAAGAUCAUACAAACUCCUGGACUGUGGGAAACAACUUCAUCAGGAAUGUAUGGUAGCGAUAGUUUGGGCGGGGCUAGAAAUCGUUUAGGCAAGAGAGGAGGUGUUCAAUUGACGGAUGAUUACGAGCCGCAAAAUUACUCGAGUUGCUACUGUUCUUUAGUUUAGCGAAUUUUCUACAAAAGAUAUCAGUACUUUAGAAAAUAGGGAUACAAAAACUAAUGAAAGCUAUUGAGUGAAGUGAUGGCAUCACUAUCCUGUUACGAAAUCACAAAAAGAGCAUUGUGCAAUUGCAUUCUGUGAAUGGCUUUUGUUGUUCAUAGUUUUUGAGACGGUUAAUCAUGAAUCCGAUGAGAUUCGUAUCCAGAAAUUUCCAUGAUUAUAAGCAGUCUUGACAUAACUGAAAUGUAAAUAUACCUGUGGUGCAGCUGCUACUGCUGAUAUUUUAACAAUUGUUAAUAUAAUGAUCAUUAAAUAAUCUCAUCUUUUAUAGAUGAUCGUAAUUUAGUUAUUACUUUAUUUACACUUUGAUUAUUUUUAUUAUUAAUGAAUUCAGUGCUUGGAAAUUUUUGAAUAUUUUUUGGAUUCAUUUUGUUGCAUGGAUUGAUCUGUGACAAAAAAAAUAAUGUACUUCAAUUUAUAAAUACUAGCCUAUACCUAUCGCUUCAUCAAUUUACGUGCAAGACCUGUUGGAGAGUAUUUUCAUUUUCAAUGCUUUAAUCCUAACUCCUGAGUACAUAUUUAUUUAUAAAUACAAAAGCCUUCUGCAUGGGAAGAAAUGAACUGUAUUGCAGGUUUCAACAUCAGAAAAACAGCAAUUUUUAUUUAAAAUCACAUCAGAUAACAGAAGACUAUCUGUUGUGUUGAAACAUUCUUUUUUAGGAACAAAAUGUUCCAACUUCACAUUUGUCAGCUAUUUCUAUAUCUUGAUUGGCCCUUUGUUUUAUUACAUUUACUUUGACGUGUUCGUGUUUAUUACAAUGGCUGUUGUACAAGCAAAAGAUCUUGCUAAAAGCGCUGAUCAAGAUUUUACAAAAAAUUCUGAAUGUCAUGACAGUCCAUAUUCUGGUAACUGCUUGGCAUGUAAUGUACGCACAACAAAUCGGAGGUAUAAAGAGUUGGAAGCGCAGGUAACUUGAGUAUUUUUCCGUCGUGUAAGAAGUACAGUUUGUUGUAUGACCAAAAAUUUUAUUUUCAAUAAACCAAAGGCGAUUCUAUGUCUUCUUAACAAGAAA